This is a messenger RNA of Pestalotiopsis fici W106-1, 381 nucleotides long. RefSeq lists its product as uncharacterized. NCBI's taxonomy places the organism in Eukaryota, Fungi, Ascomycota, Sordariomycetes, Amphisphaeriales, Sporocadaceae. The transcript has a single exon. Bases 1 to 381 code for a protein of 126 amino acids. The record is from RefSeq and is a predicted model, not a curated record.
AUGGGUAGCUUUGGUAGUGUAGACUGUGCCUAUAGCUCACCUCCUACUCUCAGAUCAUCCACCCCUUCGUCCCAGGAACGGAGCAUUUCCUGCGAUUUUGACCGAACGGCGGAACCUCCUGCAGGACUUACCACCUACGCCCACAUUGGCACCUGGAUCUCCGCUUGCAGUUUGGAGACCGCAACCAAUCGACCCCAGCAAUUGGACAUCAGCUCUGCGCAAGAGCACCCCAGCCUGGUUCCCUUACCACUGUAUGACAAUGGCCGAGGAUCUACUUCACCAACUCUGUGUCGUUACCUAGAUGAUUACGACACAGUUCCGGUCAAUGAGAAGCUUCUUGCAAAAAUCACAUUUGGAACACCCAUGAAUAAUGUCACAUGA